Parnassius apollo (apollo) is the source of this 966-nucleotide messenger RNA. The record is from the annotation of a GenBank genome assembly. Lineage: Eukaryota; Metazoa; Arthropoda; Insecta; Lepidoptera; Papilionidae.
AUGAAUAUACUAAACUACGACGAGACUAACUUGUCCGACAAUCCAGAGUGGCUUGAAGGAGGACCAACUGGAACCAGAUAUAAUUGUUCGAAAUCCAGUUGGUUUGACACGUCUUCAUUCGAAGAUUAUUUCAAUACUAUAGUGGUUGACUGGGCGAGACAAAGUUCCGGGCCAAAAGUAGUCAUUGGUGAUAAUUUGUCUUCCCACAUAAAUAUUGAAGUAGUAGAAUUGUGUCAAAAACAUAAUAUAAGCACGAAAAAAUCAUCUGUAAGAAAAAAUACUAAGGAAGAUACAAUAAAGAUCAACCAAGAAAGAGAGACAGAAGGUAUUAUAGCAUCGUGGGAUACAGAAAAUGAGAUAUACUUAGAUGAAAUUACAGAUGUUAAAGUAACCCCUAAGCAAAUGAAGGACAUUAAGAAAAAAAUAAAAUUAGGUACUGAAGUCAUCGGAAAAUCAGCUUUACAGAUAAAAAUUCUUACGAAAAAAGUGGGCGAUGAAAAUAGUAAUGUGGUCUUAUAUGAAAAAAAUAAAAGAAAACAGGAAAAUGUAACUAAGGGACGAAAAACAAAGAUAGCGAAACGGAAGAAAUUGAGAUCAUAUUAUUGUGAAACGAGUUCUGAAUCGGAUAUUAUGAGUAUUGCAAAUACAGAUGAUUCGGAAUAUGAGACAUUUGAUGAAUAUGUAUCAACAUGUUUACAAGAGAUAGACAACAAGGAAAACUGUGAGCCAGAAAACUUCACUGCACCCUUUGGAUUCAGUGAUAUCACCUAUUUUACAAGCGAUGUAGAUUUAAGAGAAGAGGACUGGGUAGUUGUAAAAUUUGCGACAAAAAAGCAUAAAGCAGUUUGUUGGCUGUCUUUUAUAUAUAAAAAACAGUACUCCUACUGUAAAAUUUGCAAGAAAAGUGAAAAAUGCAAAAGAUGGCAAAGUGAUUUUUACGUAUCCGAAUGUGGAGGACGUGUGUGA